Molecule: messenger RNA, 1002 nt
Organism: Protobothrops mucrosquamatus (brown spotted pit viper)
Lineage: Eukaryota; Metazoa; Chordata; Lepidosauria; Squamata; Viperidae
Gene: SELENOP
Product: selenoprotein P
Exons: 5
Biological process (GO): selenium compound metabolic process
Cellular component (GO): extracellular region
Molecular function (GO): selenium binding
Source: RefSeq, a predicted model, not a curated record
CAACUCGAAGGGUAUAAAUACCAGCGAGUGGGACGAGCGAACUAGAGGCUCGGGAGUGGGGAGGCGUCUGUUGAGCGGUGCAACGGCGGGGCAACGUCCAGCCAUGUGGGCUGGGCUAGGGCUAGCUCUGAUCCUCUGUCUCCUCCCAGGAGGAGGAUCAGAGCAUCUGGGUGAUUGUAAAGAACCUCCAGAAUGGAACAUUGGGGAAGAAAAUCCCAUGAUGAACUCAAGAGGGUCGGUGACAGUGGUUGCUCUACUCCAGGCUAGCUGAUACCUGUGCCUUUUGCAGGCUUCCAGACUUGGAGACCUGCAAUUGAAGCUGGCAAGUAAUGGAAUGGUCAAUAUCUCCUUCAUUGUGGUCAAUCACCAAGGAAACUCUUCCCAGCUGAAGUACCAACUUCUAAGAGAAAAAGUUCCAGAAGACAUUCCUGUAUACCAACAGAAUGCAACACAACCUGAUGUCUGGACUACUUUAAGAAGCAAAAAAGAUGAUUUCCUGAUUUACGACAGGUGUGGCCGUCUUGUUUAUCACCUUGGCUUACCUGUUUCUUUCCUGAGUUUUCCAUUUGUAGAGAAAGCUAUUCAGAUCACCUAUUGUAAAGAAACUUGUGGAAAUUGCUCAUACACAACAUCUGAAAUUGAAGAAAUAUGUAAAAGAAUCUGGGAGAAUCCAGAAGAAAAGCAAACCGAGGCACCUUCUUCUGCCUCACAGCUGUCUCCCCGUGAGCAUCCCCAUCAUCAUCACCCUCAUCAUCACCAUCAUCAUGGACAUCAUCCUCAUCACCAUCCUCAGGGACAUCAUCACGAAGGGGAUCAUCAACAUUUGAUAGCAAUAAACGAUCAGCAUAACCGCAGAGUCUUGGGCCAGGAACCUGCAGCAGCUGUCCCUUUGCAAGGAGACAGGCUCUGACAAAGGGGGGGUGGCAUCUGCAAACACCAGUUAAGCUGAAACUGGCAGCACUUGACAGGCCCUGUCUCCAGUAGCUGAUGCUGACACUGUCG